Molecule: messenger RNA, 1527 nt
Organism: Rotaria socialis
Lineage: Eukaryota; Metazoa; Rotifera; Eurotatoria; Philodinida; Philodinidae
Source: the annotation of a GenBank genome assembly
AUGAUCAAAAAUCGAGUGCGUUGUGCAUCGAUUGUAUUAGGUGUUCUUGGUGUGGGAUGUUUAGUCGCUGGUGUUCUUCUUAUCGUGAUUGGAGAUUCAGUUGUAGACAAAAUGAUUGAAAAAGAAUGCCAAUUACGAGAAGGAACAUUGUUGUACAAGAAUUGGCUUUCACCUCCUAUCACAAUCUACAUGUCAGUCUAUGUCUUUGAUCUUACAAAUCCUGUUGAAUUUCUCAAUGGGGCCAAACCACUUCUUAUCGAACAUGGUCCAUUUGUGUACAAAGAACAGCGAACAAAAACCAAUCUACGCACCUAUGAAAAUGAAACAUUAUCGUAUCAAGAACCUCGCCAAUAUAUAUUCGAUCGGUCACAAUCUGCUUAUGAUGAAACAUUCAAGUUUACAACAAUCAAUGUUAUCUAUAUGACACUAGUCAAUUUAUUACAGAUGGAUAGAAUACCGAAUGUCUACCGUAGUAUUGUAGCAGAUGUUGUAGCAACGAUAGAAAAACCGCUGAUGACACGUUCAGUACGCGAAUAUCUAUGGGGUUAUCAAGAUCCUCUGUUGCAUAUCUUCAAAAAAAUACUACCUGAAAUCGUAUUGGAUGAUCAAAUAGCUUUGUUUGGUUCUGCUGUGUAUUUAUUCGCCUAUGAUACAUACUUGAUUAAAAAUGGCGUAGGACGAAGCAGUCAAGUUGGUAUAAUCGAAAGAUUUAAUUAUUCAACAAGUUUACCCAUAUGGUCGGACCCAUAUGCUAAUAUGAUCAAUGGAACUGAUAGUACAGUUUGGCAUCCUAAUGCAAGAAAAGACGAACGCUUUUAUGCAUAUAUUCGAGAUAUUUGCCGAUCAGUCUAUUUGACUUUUAAUGAGACACGAAGAAAUUUUGCUGGCAUUGAUCUGUAUCAUUAUACACUGCCAGAAACCAUAUUUUCAAACUCGACUGACAAUCAAGGUUUCUGUAUGAAUGCUACUACUGCCAAUAAGACGCAUGCAUUGCAUUGUUUGCCGAGUGGUCUCUUUACUCAGACCCCAUGUCAGCAUUUUAGUUCUGUGACCAUUGAUUUUCCAUUGCCCAUCAUUGCAUCGAAUCCACAUUUUCUUGAUGCCGACCCUAUUGUAUCGAAUGCUGUUGAUGGUAUGCAUCCUGAUAGUGAAUUGCAUCGAAGCUUUGGAGAUGUUGAACCAAGAACAGGAAUCAUUAUGAAUGGAUCCCGUCGCUUACAAUUCAAUAUGAAUGUAGUCAACGAUUCGUCAAUCAGUUUGCUCUCUAAUAUUCGUCCAGUAUUCUAUCCAAUGUUCUGGGGCAGUGAACAUGCUGCAAUUGAUGAGCCCACUGCGAAAGUAUUUCGGAAUUUCGUUGUUAUACCGCUUUUGAUUUUGACUAUUCUCAAAUACCUGCUAGUAGGCAUUGGUAUUUGUUGCUUAAUAGCUCUGUGUAUCAUACUUGUUGUACAUCGACGUCGAAAACAAACGACAACCGUUGACUUUUCAUCUUCAGUUGCGAAUGAAACUUCACCAUUACUCAACUGA